Messenger RNA from Notechis scutatus (mainland tiger snake), 4079 nucleotides. NCBI's taxonomy places the organism in Eukaryota, Metazoa, Chordata, Lepidosauria, Squamata, Elapidae. The record is from RefSeq and is a predicted model, not a curated record.
CUCUCUACAUGAACGAAGAAGCACGGAUGGUUUAAGUAUCCAUUGUUCUGAGAAUUGUAUUUCAGACAAUCGAGAACUAGCUGAAGAAAAGCUACCCCCCAUUUCUCCCUAUGGUGAGACCUUCCUUAUGAAUUCUCCUGAAGACAUGGAAACCUACAGCAAGGAACCUUCAGACGUGUUAGAAGAGUAUAAAGAGAAGAAAAGAACGUCUAGCAGAAAAAGUAAUCAACAUCAGAAAAACUCUGAAAAUGUAAAAGACUCUGAAUUAACCUCCCAAGGUGACCAGAGUCCCCUUCCAAACAGAUUUGUUGGUGAAGCCGAAUCCUCUUCAUUGAAAGAUUGCUCUCGCUACGCUUGGAGAGGAAAAUAUAAACCUACAAAGGGCCUCGGAGAAUUCAAAAGUGGGAGUUUGGAUCUUGAAGUGAAAGAGCAGGUGUUUUUAUCCCCAGAUGUUUGCGAUGAUGAAUUAGUCCCUGGCUACAAAGACACAAUCACACCUUAUGCCUGCUUUUACGCUCCGGCAGCGAAGAAGGUUAAGGAAGGUUGGCUCGAUAAACUCUCGCCUCAAGGGAAGCGUGUGUUUCAGAAACGCUGGGUGAAGUUUGAUGGUGAAAGCAUGGCUUAUUAUAAUAAUGACAAGGACAUCUACUCCAAGGGCAUCAUUCUUCUGUCUGCGAUAGCUACAGUCCGGAUGCACAGAGACAACAAGUUUGAAGUGGUGACAGCACACCGAAUAUUUGUCUUCAGGGCUGAGAAGGAAGAGGAACGGAACAACUGGGUAACUAUGCUUUUCACUGCUCUCCGGUCCCUCCCGGCAAUUUCCCGAGCACGGACAGCAGUUCCUCCAGAAAAAAGCGGCUAUCUGGAAUUGAAAGGCUAUAAAACCAAAAUCUUCACCCUGCUGCAAGGGAACAGCGUGUGGAUUUGCAAGAACAACCAGGAUUUUAAGUCUGGUUAUGGCAUCACAAUCAUACCGAUGAACGUGGCUAACGUGAGGCAGAUUGAUCGGACCGCAAAGCAAUGUUUUGAAAUAAUUACACCUUAUCGAAGCUUCAGCUUUACUGCCGAAUCUGAGAAAGAAAAGCAGGAUUGGAUUGAAGCGCUCCAGCAGUCCAUCGCCGAAACUCUGUCUGACUACGAAGUAGCUGAGAAGAUCUGGUUCAAUGAAUCGAACCGGAUUUGUGCUGAUUGUAAAACUCCUGAUCCCGACUGGGCGUCCAUCAAUCUCUGCGUCAUCAUUUGCAAGAAGUGUGCAGGGCAGCACAGAUCGUUAGGACCCAGAGAUUCAAAGGUGCGAAGUCUCAAAAUGGAUGCCAGCGUUUGGACCAAUGAACUCAUCGAGCUUUUUAUUUUGAUAGGCAACGAAAGGGCCAACAGCUUUUGGGAAGGUAAUCUCCAACCAGAUGAAAAAUUACAAGUGGAUGCCCCAGAUGACAAGAGGCUAACUUUUAUUACCCAAAAAUAUAAAGAAGGGAAAUUCCGAAAAAUUACGCUGCUGUUUAAAACCAAAGAUGAGUUAAACAAGGCGCUCUGUGCUGCAGUUAUUAAGCCCGAUGUCUUGGAGACCAUGAUGUUAUUGUUCAGUGGAGCAGACGUGAUGUGUGCAACAGGUGAUCCCGUGUUCAGCACUCCAUAUUUGUUAGCCAAAAAAUCCGGGCAGAGGUUGCAAAUGGAAUUCCUCCACCAUAAUAAGUUUUCAGAUUUUUCCAACCGUGAUGGCCGCACCAACACCACUUCCUCUCCCGAUUCCCCCUUACCAUCCUUCCUUUAUGAUAAUUUAUACAUGGUUUCCUUCAACCCUUCCAAGCUGUUUAGUGAGAGAAAAAUUAAAGAAGAGUGCAAUAAGAGAUGGUGCGUGUUGGAAAGCGGCUUUUUGAGUUACUAUGAGAAUGAGAAGAUGGCCACCCCAAGUGGCACAUUGGACAUUGGUGAAGUCAUCUGUCUUGUCAUUCAUAAGUCGGAAGACACCUUACCCACGGGAGUGAUGUUUACCUUUGAAAUCUACUUACUGUCAGAACGCGCAUUUCUCUUUGGAGCUGAGACGGCGCAUUCUCAACGAAAAUGGACUCGGGCCAUUGCUAAGCACUUUGUACCUGAAUUGGCCAGAGGUCUUCAGGAAAGAGAGACUGAUGUCAUUGGCCAAUUGUUCUACAAGGAUUGCCAGGACUUGGAUAAUUGGAAAAAAGGCUGGUUUGCUUUAGAGAAGACGAGCUUGUAUUUUUGUCUCGAACUGGAAAAUUUGCAAGAGAAUUCAAUGUAUCUAAGGCGGCUCCAGGAGCUAACGAUCAGCAGCUGUGUCCAGAAUGGAGAAAAAACAGAUGUUCUGCUACUGGUCGAGAAAGGAAGAACAUUAUACAUCCGCGGCCACACCAAGUUGGAUUUCAUCGCCUGGCAUAGCGCUAUUGAAAAAGCAGCACGUACCAAUGGCAACCUGUUAGAAGAUCAGCAGCUCAGCAGAAAUGAUGUGCCGAUUAUAGUGAACAGCUGUAUCGCAUUUGUUACGCAGUAUGGUUUGGGAAGCAAACAUAUUUACCUGAAGAAUGGAGAUCCUUCAUAUGUGAAGGAGCUUUUGGAAUGUUUCAAAAAAGAUGCCAGAAGUGUUAAGCUGAGAGCUGGGACGAACCGGCUGGAAGAUGUUACGGAUACACUAAAAUAUUUUCUUUGUGAAAUAGACGAUGCACUACUGACCAAAGAACUUUAUCCUUUUUGGAUCUCAGCAUUAGAUACACUGGAUAACAAAGACAGAGUGAGAAAAUACAGCACUUUCAUUCGCACGCUUCCACCUGUCAACAAAGCAACUCUGGCAGCAUUAAUGGAACAUCUUUACAGGGUUCAGAAGUGUUCAGAAAUCAACCUGAUGGAGCCCCACAAUCUGGCGAUGGCUUUUUCCUCCUGCUUGUUUCAAACCAGAGGACAAACAAGUGAAGAGGUUGAUGUGGUUGAGGACUUAAUUGUAAAUUAUGUGCAGCUUUUUGAUAUUCAGCAAGAUCGUGUGAAGCAAAUGGACAUUGAGAACAGCUUCAUCACCAAAUGGAAAGACACACAAAUUUCUCAGGCUGGAGACUUGCUAAUUGACGUUUACGUGGAAAGGAAAGAACCCGACUCCAGCAUUAUAAUAAGGUUUCUGCAGCACAAGGCCAUGUGUCCACUAAGCGGGAAGGCAAGGAAACCAUCUGUUACAAAAAAUCCCAAAAUCGUUGGGCUACCUUUAAUACCAAUUCAACGCAACCAAAGUUUCCCAAGAACUAAAGCCAGCUUACUUGAGAAUUCGAAACCGGAAACAGAACGGGACUUAGCUGAAGAAAAGACCAGUUUAAAGGAACGAGUAUCGCGAGUUGUUCAACAUAAAGAACGAAAGGAGGAAAAAUUCUGGAACCAAGGAAGAAAGCAUCGCAGCCUGAUCUGUCUGGACGACAUGGCUGAAGGUGUGGUGAACUUGGACCGCAGAUCCUGCAAGGAAUCAAAAUCCCCAAAAAGGAAUGAGAGCAAAGCUAGAGAAACACAGCUGGAACCUGAGAAGCAGCUGCCAGCAAAUGUUCUUCAUGAGCUCCACAUGGUCUUACUGAGGACCAGAGCUCUCCAUGAUGAGACUUAGAAGCCCUUCAGAUAUGGACAUCAAAGAAAUGAAUUAUUUUAAUGUACAGUGUACAGACUUUCAGUGUAUUUAAGUGUAAAUGUUGAAGUGCUCUCUAUUCAAUUUGGGAACCUUAAUAAUUUUGUACUGAUACCUGCCGCUAUCAAUAUCUCCAUUUAUUUCCCAAAACAAUGUUGGUCUGUGGAGAGAUUCUUAGUCCUCCAGAUCAUGGUUGUUCCAAAGGUGCUUUUUCAGAAAGCAACUGGACUUUGUUCUUCCUUGAAGACGUUUCGCUUCUCAUCCCAGAAGCUUCUUCAGUUCUUUAGGAAAUAAGGAUUUCUGGGAGAAAAUAAUAUUGUUCAAUAUUUUUUUCCUCUACACAGGUGGGUUUUUUUUUCAAUACUUCCAGUGAAAUAGGCUGGAAAAUAUUUUUUUGUUUGAAAAUACAGAUUUAUAAAACCUGACACUAAAUGAUACAAUUUCUGCCUUCAUGGUCAAUCAACCU